Messenger RNA from Fusarium redolens, 2187 nucleotides. RefSeq lists its product as uncharacterized. The record is from RefSeq and is a predicted model, not a curated record. Bases 1 to 2187 code for a protein of 728 amino acids. Gene Ontology annotation, molecular function: DNA-binding transcription factor activity, RNA polymerase II-specific; zinc ion binding. Lineage: Eukaryota; Fungi; Ascomycota; Sordariomycetes; Hypocreales; Nectriaceae. Gene Ontology annotation, biological process: regulation of DNA-templated transcription. The transcript has 3 exons.
AUGGAGAUCCAGUUCUCGAUCCCUAUUAAUGGAGGGCGAUCCAACAGCUCGGCGCCUUCUUCUUCAGAGACUGAGACUGAAAGAUCUGCAAAUGCCACGGCUUCAAGAGUUGGGACGCAUAGGUUUGCGCUUGAGACAAGGGCGCGACAUACAAGACGAAGCUCAAGUAGAGCACGCACGGGUUGUGCUACAUGUGAAAAGCGACAUGUCAAAUGUGACGAGACAAAACCAGCCUGUCUCAAUUGUUUAAAAUGGAGAGGCUCAUGCGAUGGCUACGGCGAUGCAGCAGCUACACCCGCCGAAAGCACCACCGAACCUCGGCCGCGCUCAACAGCCUCAAGGUCAAAAGCAACGGCGAACUCUGCGACUAAAUCCCGUGCAGCGUCGAAGAUUAAUGUUACUACAGGCUCAACGGCUGUUGUGAGGGCCAGAGCACCGACAAUUCCUGAGGAACCUCCAAUCAACACGAUCUGCUUCACAAGUAGUGAGCAGCGAUCUUACUUCGAUGAAUGGUCGGCACUUAGUGUCGGGUUCCUCAGUGGAGGACUGGGCGAUUCGCGAUUAUGGACGACUACGAUGCCUCAACUUACGUUGCAGGAACCGUCAUUGAGAUAUGCCGCUAUGGCAGUAGGCGCACUGCGCAAAGCUUCUAACGUCGAGUUUGAAGCGUCAUCGCCUGGGAAUGAACUCGCGGGUGAUAACAAGCACUACCUCAACGCAAUUGUCUACUACUGCGAAGCUUUACAACUGCAAGCCAAGGCCAGACCAACGAAAGAAGGACUACGGACAGCGAUGUUGGCGUCUCUGCUGUUCAUCUGCUUUGAAGCGCAACGGGGAAAUAUGCCAGCGGCCCUCAAGCACAUCACUCAUGGCUUCAGCAUGUUGAACGAGCUUGCGGCUUGUACCGACAAAGCUCCCAGUCUUGUCAGAAUCGCCCCGGCACCUCCAGCGCUGGUCCAGGAGAUCCUGGAUUGCUAUAAGCCCUUGGAACUCCAGUCGCGAUCAUUCAUGGGGUCGUAUAAGAAGUUCUUCUUCCCGCCGAAACCACCCGCAGUCGCUGCAAAACAGGCUCCCCCUUCACAGAUCUCCAGUCCUCAUUCUGUAUCGAGUCCACCAAGUCAACCUGGUACACCGUGGGCGAGUGCACCCUCAAGUCAGCAGAACCCAGUUGGUCUUCCGAGUCCACAGAGUCAAGCAAGUCCGCAAGCCAUGUCAGACCAGCAGACACCUCCGCGAGCGCCUCCGCAGAGACCCCCGGGUAUCGCGCCGUUUACCAAGCACUCACCUUACUUCAGGCCAAAGCAGACGAAUAUCAGCGUAAUUGAAGAUAUGCCCGCUGUUUUCAGCACGUUGGACGAGGCCCAUGGCUACUGGACGCUACUGCAGAGGCAGCUUGUGCAAUACAUCCCUCUGCUAACAGCGACGACAGCACAGCUUGCGUUGACGAAAGUGAGGGACAUGAAGGAACUGGAAAUGAAGCUAGACAGCGUGAGGCAGAACCCCAGGAUCUCAAAGUUUCUGGAGGAAUCCAGGCAUUGGCUUCAAAGAUGGUCGACGUCCUUCAGUCCCCUCCUUCAAACCGCGCAGGACAAUCGCCAGAACGAUGCACAGUCUUAUCUGCAAGCGAUUAACUUCCAUAUCGAGUUUCUCAUCCUUUACAUUUACACCGCCAUGCCACGAUACUCUGGCGUCGAAACAGCAAAGGAUCUCACACCCCAAUACCGAGAGCUCAACGCCAUUGCCGAGACAUUGAUCGCAUCCCGUCCCAACUGUGGUUUCGCAAUGGAUUCAGGUUGGACAUGGCCACUCUUUGUCUCAGCAUUCGGCUGUCGCGAUCCAGAAGUCAAACAAGACGCAAUUCGCAUUCUAGGAAAAUACCCCAUCCGAAACGCCCUUCGCGACAGUCGUGUCUUCCGCGCCAUCGCCUUGAAGAACUGUGAAGUCGAAGCUAUGAACGCAAUGGAGGGCGAUGAAGAUCAGCAGUGGUUACGACUGAGGAGGAGAGAGCUUGUCUUUGAGGAUCUGGGGAUGAACAUUAUCUUUCGGUACGCGGAGAAGAAUCAGGCCACGGGGGAGUGGGGGCUCAUUGAAGAAGUGGCGGCGUUUAUGGUUGGAGAGGAUGGACAGUUGGAUUGGCAUAGACAGCCUAUCUCGGAGUCGGUGUCGAUUCUUUCGGGUGUUUGUUAA